UCAAAGUUUAACACCCACUAUCCUUUUCGAAGCCCGGUUGCCAGAGUAACAGGACGAGGCCUAUUUUUUCUCUCUCAGAAGCCCUGGAUUAAUUUAUCGCGAUGUGGAGCCGGGCUUCGCGCGUUGCAGUGGCGGACCUGGUGCCUGCGUACUCGGACUGCCGCGUCCUCCAUGUCACCGCUGGCCGGUUGGUUCGGGCCCAGCGGCCGAAGGAGAGGCCGGAGGCCGUGGAGAUCCCCGGGCUGGAGCCCAUCACCUUCAGGGACAGGAUGCAUUUCGUGCCGGGCUUGGCUGAGCCCAAACAUCCCGCCUGGGAACGCGAGUGGGUGGAUCCCCUCCACCGGCGGGGCCCCAAGUACGAGGAGAUGCCGCUGUACAAGGAGAGACCAUGUUACACCUUCCACCAGAGAACCAAACUGCUGGAGGGUGUUAAACAAGCUCUUUGGCUGACCAAGUCUAAAUUGAUAGAUGGCCUCCCUAAGCAGAUAUUAAGCAUAGCUGAAGAUCCUGCAUAUCGCAUUGAAAAUCAGGAUGAGCGUGUUAAGGCAGCUAUCAGCCAUGCUCGCUUUUGGAGUGCUCCUGAAAUUCGUCCCAAAAGAGCUCGGUUUUGCCCUGUGCUGAUGCAGGACCUCCUACACUUGUGCAGAAUCCAGCAGCCACAAUUCCCCACCCUGGGAAGCAGGAUGUUAGCUGAAAACUACCGCGUAUCGGCAACAUGGGAGAGAGAGACUGACAUAUACCGGGUAUGUGGUUUGAGUGGAAUGCUCCUGAGUAGUAAGCACCCUUUACCAGCAAUGGCAGGAGAAGAAGAGAUAUUAAGCACAGAAAAGCAUACCCUCCCAACGUUCUAUCCUAUUUCACCUAAUAUUGACCUGCAGCUUACCAAUGUCUAUGAAUUACUUAAUGACACAGGUUUCCGUAAUGGGUACCCUUUUCCUCAUGCUCACACCCUAUAUAUUAUGGAAUCCUCCGUUAUCGCAAAGUCAUUCAAACCAGAACCAUUGAGGGCCAAGAUGAUUAUGUUCACAUUUGCCGAUGCACUGGCACGAGCCAAGAUGUUAUACGGUGAAGAACCAAAAGUGUUACACAAUCCUAUCACAGUACAAUGUGUUGCCACAAAUGGAAGGCAGUUCCAAUUUCUGGUUUUCCAACUAAAUACCACAGAUCUACAAUCAAAUGAUGGGGUGAAAAAUUUAAUUUGGUUGGAUCAAGACCAGUUCCUGUAUGACUAUGCAAAGUGCCUCCCCAUCAUCAAAAAGAAAGUAAUCCAGGUGCCUGAUGGGCUGUCAGGAUAUUGUCCAGAGACAUUCAGUAAAUUCCUUGCCUUGUACUUGCAUGGAGCUGUAUAGAAUCACAAGUAACUUGUAUGAAGAAUUGUUACCCCAAAGUGUCUGGAAAACGAGGAUGAUGGAUGGAAACGAGAAGGAAUAGACUAUAAACUGAAGAACAAGGCAUGUGGCCAUUUGCAAGAUCGUCAUUUCCUGGUCUUUGAAUUGGAGAUAGAAUAUCAUGUUGGGAAGACUGAAUUUGUUAACAAUGUUAGUUUAAAAUGCUCUUCUGUCACAAUGCCCAGUUAAAACUUGAAAGCAACUGUACUACAGCUGUACUAUAGCUGUGAUGCAUUGUCGCCCAAUGUAUCCCUUUUAUUCCACUUUGCAAGUAAAAUUAUAUUUUUUAAUUGCA
This is a messenger RNA of Amblyraja radiata (thorny skate), 1683 nucleotides long. RefSeq names its product mitochondrial ribosomal protein L37 (gene mrpl37). Gene Ontology annotation, biological process: translation. Gene Ontology annotation, cellular component: ribosome; mitochondrion. The record is from RefSeq and is a predicted model, not a curated record. The transcript is spliced from 7 exons. Gene Ontology annotation, molecular function: structural constituent of ribosome. The coding region runs from base 102 to 1349 and encodes 415 amino acids. NCBI's taxonomy places the organism in Eukaryota, Metazoa, Chordata, Chondrichthyes, Rajiformes, Rajidae.